Medioppia subpectinata is the source of this 1841-nucleotide messenger RNA. Lineage: Eukaryota; Metazoa; Arthropoda; Arachnida; Sarcoptiformes; Oppiidae. The record is from the annotation of a GenBank genome assembly.
AAUAGGUUUUGUCGAGUGAUAUAUGAAAUGAAGAGAAAUAUUAUUUUUAUAAUUUUGGUUUCGAUUUCAUAAGUUUUUUGGGAAUAAUGAAAAUGAAACCAAUUAUAAGUCUAUUGGUUUUGAGUUCAAUAUAUUUGAACGUUAAUUGCAGUGAAGUAUCGAUUGAUCCGAAAGUGACGCUUAACUCAUUAGAAGACAUAGAAGUGUUAACUUAUUUUCUUCUUUGGAAAUAUAAUUACUUCCAAAACAUUAGAAGAGAUGAAAGAAAGUUUGAUUUGACAGAAGACGACGAGACCAUCGAUGACAGUGAUAUUGAAUCCAAAUUAUUAAUGUUUAUCGAGAAUUUAAAAGACAAUAAACUGAUACAACAUAUCACUAAUUCCUCAUCUCUGGCCUCAAUUGAUACGACAACAAGAAGUUGCGAUAAUAUAGACAAUCAUAUGAUAAGCAAAUGGGCGACCAAUACAUCGUCCGAAAAGAUCCGAAGCAUAUGUGAGGCGUCGACUGGAUGUAAGUCCGCUAAACAACUCAUUGAACUAAUCGGUAGUCCAAAUGUUAAACCGGUUCCUCUAUUGUUAAGUCAAUCGAUAGUAAGAUUGUGUCCAUUAAUACUCUUUCAAAUACAAGAACACCAAUGCAUUGCACAACGAGAGAGUCAUUACAAAGCACUGAAUCGGCCUAAUUCUGGAGCCGUCUGGGGAUUCGGUAUACUCUUUGUAACAAUUGUCAGCUUUUGUUCCCUCAUUGGUGUCGCUAUUAUACCACUUCUGGCCAAAAGUACAUACGAUGUGAUGUUAACACUGUUUGAAGGCCUAGCGGUCGGCAGUUUAGUGGGUUCGGCAAUAUUUCAUUUGAUUCCUCAAUCAUUUAACCUAACGAGGGAUGGCUCUCACGCCUACCUCUGGAAAGCGCUCAUUAUUUUUGGUGGCAUUUAUUUAUUCUUUUGGUCCGAAAGAAUCAUGAAAAUGGUGGUCGAGUUUAGACGCAAACGCAAACUCAAUGUCCAAUCAGUCCCUUCGUGUACGAGCGCUGAGUUAGAACCUCAUCGACCUAUUCCUCAACAAAAACACGUCUACUUCAAAGAUUUUGAUUACGACAAACAGAAUGGUGUCGUGAAGAGCACCGAUAGUCUCAAUAAUAUUCCGGAAACUACUAGUCAUGACAGAGAUUUAGACAACGAAAGACAUAAAUCAAUAGAUAAUGAGUCGACAGACAGUCGCUCAGAAUCGUUGGUUUUUGAGACAAUCGCUAGAGAGAGGAGUCGAAGCAAUUCAUUUAGUCUAAGACACGGACACUCUCACGGAACAGCUGGCGAACAGAGGGUAGAGAUCGCGACCGUCGCGUGGAUGAUCAUCUUCGGCGACGGACUCCACAACUUUAUCGAUGGCAUUACAAUCGGCGCCGCAUUCUCUCAGAGUAUUCUCGAAGGCAUCAGUAUAUCAGUGGCUGUUAUUUGCGAAGAGUUUCCGCACGAAUUGGGAGACUUCGCAGUCCUCAUCAGUUCUGGAAUGACAGUGAGAGAGGCGUUGGGCUAUAAUUUUGUGUCCGCCUGUACGUGCUAUUUGGGGCUCGCAUUUGGCAUACUGUUGGGUGAUUUGGCCGAUGCGGCGCCCUAUGUGUUCGCAUUGGCCGGCGGUAUGUUCUUAUACAUAGCGCUGGUAGACAUGAUGGGCGAACUCACGGCAGCCCUCGAUCGGGCCACACAUCAAGGCAUGAGUGAGACAUUAAAAGUGCUAUUAUUACAGAAUAUAGGUAUCCUAUUGGGUGUCUUCACACUCCUAUUUCUGGCCAAAUACGGCGAUAAAAUUAACUUUGAGGGCUUAGCGCCGCCCAAACAGUCG